AGAGAGUGGAGCUGGUUCAAUUCCUCGGAUCUGAAGCACUCUCCAAACUUCCAUUUCCUUUGAAUCUCUCUUCUUCUUCUUCUUCAAUCAUCUGUCAAUCCUCUUCCUUCUGCGAUGGGUAUUCUCGCUGACGGUGGGUCAGCUCCGGAUGCGUCUUUCAGGUUUUUGAUAUACGGCCGGACCGGCUGGAUUGGCGGUUUGCUCGGCAAGCUCUGCGAACAACAGGGAAUCGAUUUUUCUUAUGGGUCCGGUCGCCUCGAGAACCGCGCCUCCCUCGAGGCCGACAUCGCCGCCGUGAAGCCUACCCACGUCUUCAACGCCGCCGGUGUAACCGGCCGCCCCAACGUCGACUGGUGCGAGUCGCAUAAGGUCGAGACCAUUAGAACCAAUGUGGUCGGAACCCUGAGCUUGGCCGAUGUGUGCCGCGAGAGAGGGUUGGUUCUCAUUAAUUACGCCACCGGCUGCAUUUUCGAGUACGAUUCCGCGCACCCUCUCAAUUCCGGGAUCGGCUUCAAGGAGGAAGAAACCCCCAAUUUUAUUGGAUCCUUCUAUUCCAAAACCAAAGCCAUGGUGGAGGAUCUUCUGAAGAACUAUGAGAAUGUGUGCACCUUGCGAGUUCGGAUGCCUAUAUCCUCCGACUUAUCGAACCCUCGCAACUUCAUUACAAAGAUUACCAAAUACGAGAAGGUGGUUGACAUCCCGAACUCGAUGACGAUCUUGGACGAACUCCUCCCGAUCUCGAUCGAGAUGGCAAAAAGAAACCUCACGGGGAUAUGGAACUUCACCAACCCGGGAGUGGUGAGCCACAACGAGAUCUUGGAGAUGUACAAGCAAUUCAUUGACCCCAAUUUCACAUGGAAGAACUUCAAUCUGGAGGAGCAAGCCAAAGUGAUUGUCGCCCCGAGGAGCAACAACGAGCUUGACGCGUCCAAGUUGAAGAACGAAUUCCCCGAACUUAUGUCCAUCAAGGACUCUCUCAUCAAGUAUGUCUUCAAGCCAAAUCAGAAAACUUCUGCAGCUUAAAAUCCUUGGUACUUCUUUUGUAUUUUCCUUUGCCAUUUCAGUUCAUUUGAAUCUUUGGCGAGUUCUCGAAUAUCAGAUACUUUGCCUUCUCCCACCCAACAUAGGAACUUGAUUAUUAUCCAUAUUUGAAUGCCAUAUCUAUUAUUUUGUUCCUAUCAUUAUUGAAUAAAGUAGCUUGAAAAAUGAUGUGGGGCAAUAAUAUAGGCCAUUUUUAGCAGGAUGAAGAAGUGGCAUUUUGGUAUUUGUCGCUUAUUUGGGUAUAAGAUAUUACUGAGAACUUCUGAGCUUCAUCAGUAAUGAAUUCUGUUUUUAAGGUUGAA
Molecule: messenger RNA, 1343 nt
Organism: Momordica charantia (bitter melon)
Lineage: Eukaryota; Viridiplantae; Streptophyta; Magnoliopsida; Cucurbitales; Cucurbitaceae
Gene: NRS/ER
Product: nucleotide-rhamnose synthase/epimerase-reductase
Biological process (GO): S-adenosylmethionine biosynthetic process
Cellular component (GO): methionine adenosyltransferase complex
Molecular function (GO): methionine adenosyltransferase regulator activity
Source: RefSeq, a predicted model, not a curated record